AUGCCUCGUCCUGGGAGAAACACGUACAGCGACCAGAAGCCUCCGUACUCGUACAUCUCUCUCACGGCCAUGGCCAUCCAGAGCUGCCCGGAGAAGAUGCUCCCCUUGAGUGAAAUCUACAAGUUCAUCAUGGAUCGAUUCCCCUACUACCGAGAAAACACGCAGCGGUGGCAGAACUCGUUAAGACACAACUUGUCCUUCAACGACUGCUUCAUCAAAAUCCCGCGGCGUCCCGACCAACCGGGUAAAGGCAGCUUCUGGGCGCUGCACCCCAGCUGCGGGGACAUGUUCGAGAACGGCAGUUUCUUGAGACGCCGUAAGCGCUUCAAGGUGCUCGGCGCUUCCGACCACUUGGCCCCCAGCAAGCAGUCGGACGCCGCCCACUACCUCCAGCAGCAGGCCAAGCUGCGUCUGAGUGCCCUGCAGGCGGCAACCGGCACUCACCUGCCCCAGAUGUCCACCUACAACCUGGGGGUGUCCCAGACCUCCACGUUCAAGCACCCGUUCGCCAUCGAGAACAUUAUCGCCAGAGAGUAUAAAGUCCCGGGGAGCUUGGCCUUCUCCACCAUGCAGUCCAUGUCCGCCGGCUACCCGCUGCACAACCAACUCACCACGGCCUGGCCGCACAUGUACAAUAGUAGCGUGAUGGACACGGCGGCGCCCAUCUCCAUGGCACCCAGCGACUACAGCGCGUACGGCGUGCCCAUCAAGUCCCUGUGUCACGGGGCGCAGACUCUCCCGGCCAUCCCGGUGCCCAUCAAGCCCACGCCGACAUCCAUGGCCGGCUUCUCGGCGCUCCCGCACCACUUGCCCGCCUUCCUGUCCAACUCGCCCCAGUCUCUGAGCCCGACCUCCCCACAGACUGCCACCAGCCAAAGCAGCCCCGCCGCCCCCAACGAGACGCUCACCAGCCCGGCCACCCUGCAGUCGGUGGCGGUGCACUGA
Messenger RNA from Nerophis lumbriciformis (worm pipefish), 945 nucleotides. The record is from RefSeq and is a predicted model, not a curated record. Lineage: Eukaryota; Metazoa; Chordata; Actinopteri; Syngnathiformes; Syngnathidae.